Molecule: messenger RNA, 621 nt
Organism: Prorocentrum cordatum
Lineage: Eukaryota; Dinophyceae; Prorocentrales; Prorocentraceae
Source: the annotation of a GenBank genome assembly
AUGAGGACAUUGCGACCCAGCAGGCACUCCUUGCUGCAGCAGCAAAGGAGUUGGCUGACAUUCAGGAGAAGGCUCGAUUGGUGCGUGUGGAGGUUGGAGCCGCCAAGGUCGAGCUGCAGUGGACGAUGCACCAGGUGGUUCCGCCUGGUGUGCCAGCCUGCGUCCUCGACGCAGAUGUGGUCAAUGACAAACCCGAGUUGCAGUCUUUUUAUGGCCUCGCCGCACUUCCUGGAGUACCAGCGCCUGUACGAGGAGCAGUGCAAGGCGUGGAGAUGCCUGAGUGGUACGUGGGCAACCUUCACCGACUGCGCAGAGUUGGAACUGGUUCGCUUCCUGGGGGUCGAAGCCAAGUCGCUCGGAUAUCCUGGGCGCCGCAUGCGCUCGUCUUGGGCUCCCGUCUCUGAUCGACUCCAAGUAUGCUCGGGACGGAUGUGUUUGUUUCACGCAGUCGCAGUGUUCGUUCAGGUCACCUCGAAUCUAGAGGUGGCUGGCAACCAGGCCACCGUGUUGAAUAUUUCAUUCGAUCGGCAGCGAGGGCUUGUAGCAGGCAUGCCGCGCAGUCGCUCGAUUCCUUUCAUGCGUUCCACUUCGGCCUCCUAUGCGACGCUGGCUUGGAGGUGA